This is a messenger RNA of Mandrillus leucophaeus (drill), 3585 nucleotides long. RefSeq names its product RAS guanyl releasing protein 3 (calcium and DAG-regulated) (gene RASGRP3). The transcript has 18 exons. Gene Ontology annotation, biological process: positive regulation of GTPase activity; Ras protein signal transduction. NCBI's taxonomy places the organism in Eukaryota, Metazoa, Chordata, Mammalia, Primates, Cercopithecidae. Gene Ontology annotation, molecular function: calcium ion binding; guanyl-nucleotide exchange factor activity. The record is from RefSeq and is a predicted model, not a curated record. Bases 1081 to 3153 code for a protein of 690 amino acids. Gene Ontology annotation, cellular component: plasma membrane.
CACUCACUGAUAAUCUCAACUGUUCGAGGCAAUUCAACAGAUAACAAUGCGGAAGUUUGGUCUAAAGCCACCUGAAAUAACUUCCACGAGCUCUUCCAGCUCUUCUGAUAAAGCUGCCUUUGAUAGUUUUCAUUAACUCCUCCCAUAUUUGCUCCUCAGAGUCCCUUGGCUUAGCAGCCCCAGCCUUUGAAGUCCAACCUAAGCAUUCUUAGAUGAUGAGUGAGGGUCUGCCUUCCCCAGCACCAGCCACUUAGUCAGGCUUGUGGCUGGUCUAACAAACUGGAGCCUGGAAUUCUGAGAAAACGAAACCAAACAGUUGUACUCCGGGGUUAACACAGAGUAACUUCCACCUGCUGUGUGAGUUGGUGAUCCUUUCUCUUGCUGUUGGAGAGCCCCAGUGAAAACUUCACUGAAAUGAGAGGGCAUGGAGCCUGCCAGUCGCCUGCCCUGCACACACACACACACGCAAACACAUUUAACUUUCCACUUGCAGUGACCUGCCCUCCAGUGUGACUUAUCAGCUGUUUGGCUUUUGUCACUAAAGGAAAACAAAUUGUGGAAUGUCCUGCUCUGCAUGCUUAUGAGAUGGCCGAGCCAACUUAGGGGUUAUGAGGUGGUUUGCAAGUGAGGAGAAGAAUGAUGUUCAGUUUCUGACCUCCUGGCACGGUGGCGGGCGGUAUUUAUCAGGAGGUACAUGUGACUGGUUAAGACUCAGAGCCCCAGCCUGAAGGAAACAGCUGCUCUCGGCGUGCUCCGGCACUUGGCAGCUGGACAGGCAGAGUGCUGAUGUGAAAAAUACCACCACGACAAAACCAUCCCAGUUCUCCAAAGUACUUACCAUUCAGGUUGAAUAAACCAGUUCUACAGACUGCUUCUUCUGUGCAUUUCCCAAUGGUGCUAACUGCCCUUAAAAUUAUUUCAGAUUUGGAACUCUAUCUGUAUGGAAACAACAGAGUUUUCUUGAAGUACAACUAAGGACAGGUCACCACUAGGCACUAACGUCACUGACUUGCAUGAUUAUGGAGAUGGUCUAUCUGAUGCUGAAAAUGUCUCUGGUUUUUUGACAACGGCUAAAUAACCAUGGGAUCAAGUGGCCUUGGGAAAGCAGCAACAUUAGAUGAACUGCUGCACACUUGCAUUGAGAUGUUUGAUGACAAUGGAGAGCUGAAUAAUAGUUACUUGCCAAGAAUAGUUCUACUGAUGCACCGAUGGUAUUUAUCUUCCACUGAGUUGGCAGAAAAACUUCUCUGCAUAUAUCGAAAUGCCACUGGAGAAAGCUGCAAUGAAUUUCGAUUAAAGAUCUGCUACUUCAUGAGGUACUGGAUUCUGAAAUUUCCUGCAGAGUUUAAUUUGGAUCUUGGUUUGAUUCGUAUGACUGAGGAAUUCCGGGAAGUAGCUAGUCAACUAGGAUAUGAAAAACACGUCAGCCUCAUCGACAUAUCCAGCAUUCCUUCCUAUGACUGGAUGAGAAGAGUCACACAGAGGAAAAAAGUAUCCAAGAAGGGAAAAGCCUGUCUGCUGUUUGACCAUCUGGAGCCCAUUGAAUUGGCUGAGCACCUCACUUUUCUGGAGCAUAAAUCUUUUAGAAGGAUCUCAUUCACUGAUUACCAAAGCUAUGUCAUCCAUGGCUGCCUGGAGAAUAAUCCAACUUUGGAAAGAUCGAUAGCUUUAUUUAAUGGAAUCUCUAAGUGGGUCCAAUUGAUGGUUCUUAGCAAACCAACCCCCCAGCAAAGGGCAGAAGUCAUCACAAAGUUUAUCAAUGUUGCAAAGAAGCUCCUUCAGCUCAAAAAUUUUAACACCCUGAUGGCAGUGGUGGGAGGCCUCAGUCAUAGUUCCAUUUCACGCCUCAAAGAGACGCAUUCUCAUCUUUCUUCAGAAGUUACAAAGAACUGGAAUGAAAUGACAGAGUUGGUCUCCUCCAACGGUAAUUACUGCAAUUACCGCAAGGCCUUUGCCGACUGUGAUGGCUUCAAAAUCCCCAUCCUUGGAGUACACUUGAAAGACUUGAUAGCAGUCCAUGUCAUUUUCCCAGACUGGACAGAGGAGAACAAAGUGAACAUUGUGAAAAUGCACCAGCUCUCCGUUACUCUGAGUGAACUAGUCUCCCUGCAGAAUGCCUCUCACCACCUAGAACCCAACAUGGAUUUGAUCAACCUGCUCACGCUUUCCCUCGACCUCUAUCACACUGAAGAUGAUAUUUACAAACUGUCACUGGUGCUGGAGCCUAGAAAUUCUAAAUCGCAGCCUACCUCCCCUACAACACCCAACAAGCCUGUGGUGCCCCUCGAGUGGGCAUUAGGGGUGAUGCCAAAGCCAGACCCCACGGUCAUCAACAAGCACAUAAGGAAAUUAGUUGAGUCUGUAUUUAGAAACUAUGAUCAUGACCAUGACGGGUACAUUUCCCAAGAGGACUUUGAAAGUAUAGCUGCCAAUUUUCCCUUCUUGGAUUCCUUCUGUGUGCUGGACAAAGAUCAGGAUGGCCUAAUUAGUAAAGAUGAAAUGAUGGCUUACUUCCUGAGAGCGAAAUCCCAACUACACUGUAAAAUGGGACCAGGAUUUAUCCAUAAUUUUCAGGAGAUGACCUAUCUCAAACCAACCUUCUGCGAACACUGUGCAGGAUUUCUCUGGGGCAUAAUCAAGCAAGGAUACAAAUGCAAAGACUGUGGAGCCAAUUGUCACAAACAGUGCAAAGACCUCCUGGUUCUGGCCUGCAGGAGAUUUGCCCGGGCGCCCUCCUUGAGCAGUGGUCAUGGGUCACUGCCUGGAAGCCCCUCGCUGCCCCCAGCACAGGAUGAGGUGUUUGAGUUCCCUGGAGUCACUGCUGGACACAGGGAUUUAGACAGCAGAGCCAUCACACUGGUUACAGGCUCUUCUCGCAAGAUCUCCGUGAGGCUACAGAGGGCCACCACCAGCCAGGCCACCCAGACUGAACCUGUCUGGUCAGAGGCUGGCUGGGGGGACUCAGGGUCCCACACCUUCCCUAAAAUGAAAUCCAAGUUCCAUGACAAAGCAGCAAAGGACAAAGGCUUUGCCAAAUGGGAAAAUGAGAAGCCCAGGGUGCAUGCUGGUGUGGAUGUUGUAGACCGGGGCACGGAGUUCGAACUUGACCAGGAUGAAGGAGAAGAGACCAGACAGGAUGGUGAGGAUGGCUGACUUCAGGCUGCGGAAACUGAAGGCAAUAAUGUGGGCUUUCGGAAGGGCAAGAUGAGACACUCUGAAGAAAGCUGUGACUCUCAGGAAGUUAUCUGGAAAGAUACCUGGAUGUUCACUGCCUUGGGACACUGUGGGAUCUCCAUGUUUGGACUAUGGGACAGAGAAUUGACCCUAACUAUGAACUAUUUAUUUCCUGCUCCCCUACCCCUAGUUAAGUGCCACAAAGACUGUGUUAUGUAGUCAGUACUUUUUUCAUGUAUCUUUCUCUAGAGCCAUUUAUAUACGGGUGAAACGAAAGCUUUUUUGCAUGUACUUGAUACUCAUUCUGUAAACUCAGACUUCGCUUUUUUUGUAAGAAUAUCCUUUCAAUACUUUUAUAAACUUUUGUGUGUGCUGUGGCGGGGAACAGUUAACAAGGAGAUGAUUUAGAGG